GCCAUACAUGACAAGCGAGGGAGGGGCGCUCCAUGUUGAACCAACACUUUCUCGCCAUACACAUGUCUACUGGAAGACCGGUAAUUGUUAUAAGUCUCUGAAGGAGAGUGGUUAUCUGACAUGAGAAAGAAAUAUUCAACUAUGCAAGUCCUGCACAAAGAGGAGGGGAUGCAGAGUGAAACAUUAACAUGGCCUUUUCUUAUUCAUUGCAUUUGGCUUGGAGUGAUGGGAGUUGAAGCCUCAUCAUGGACUGCUGAGGUGCCCAGCUCAGUAUCCGGCCUGCAGGGCUCAUGCAUCGUGAUUCCCUGCUCAUUCAACUACCCAGAACCAGAGAAGAAGCCCUCCAAAUUCACUGGCAUCUGGUUCAAAGGCACCCAUGAUACUAUAUACCACCCAGACAGCUCCAACAUCAUCAAAGACUACAGGGGUCGUACAGAGCUGGUGGGAGACCUCCGGCAGAAGAACUGCUCUCUCAGAAUCGACCACCUCCAUCGCAGUGACAAAGGACCUUUUCAUUUUAGGGUUGAAAUUAAAGACGAAAACAAGUAUUCCUACAUACAUGACACGGUCUCCAUUGCAGUGAGCAGCUCUCCAGACCCCCCCUCUCUGUCAGUGAGGGAGGUGGUGAAGGUGGGGGAAGUGGUUUCUGCCUCCUGCUCUGUGUCUCACUCCUGCCCAUCUGAUUCCCCUCUCCUAACCUGGAGCCACUCCGGAACACACAGUGUCCAAUCACAGCAGCUGACCAACGGCCAGUGGAAAGUGACAUCAUUCCUGACCUUUACCCCCAGCAUCACUGAUCACAACCAGUCUCUGGUCUGCACAGCAGAACACAGGGGAGUGAAGCCAGUGAAAAUGUCCAAAACUCUCAAUGUCAAAUAUGCCCCAGUGGAUGUGAAGGUGGAGGGAGUGUCCAGUGUGAAGGAGGGAGACUCUGUGAAGCUGAGAUGCUCCAGUAACAGUAACCCUGCUGCCCACAGCUACCGCUGGCACAACAGUAGAGGACCUCUGCCCACCACUGGACCUACCAUCACACUGGAGAAUGUGACCAGACUCACUGAAGCCCUCUACUGCACUGCCAUCAACACAGAGGGACAAGGUCACUCUAGCCCACUGAAACUCAAUGUAGAGUACCCCCCUGAGAUCAAAGUGGGCUCUGCCUGCACUUCAGACGUCUCCACGGUAACCUGUCUGUGCAUUGUGGACUCGGAGCCCCCCGGCUCUGUGGAGUGGUCUCUUCCAGAUGGACCCCUGCCCACCUUGCCCAGUACCAGAGUGGAGAGGCAUGGGUCAGUUACCAUGGUGACCCUACAGAGGGCACUAGGCUUCUCCGAGACCGUCCACUGCCAUGCCAGCAACACACAGGGCAAUGCCACCUUGUCCUUCACUGUGUCCACAAAUGAUAAGAAGUUGAUGCUGUACGUUUCAAUUGGUAUUGCUGCAUUAGUGGUGGUAGUAAUACUAAUUCUCAUGUCAGCUUGCGUAUUGAACAAGAAGGGUAGGAGGAGUCGUAGUGACCAGUCAGUAACCAGCAAUCAGGACGUGGACACAGCCAAGGGUGCUUUUUCACAUCCCUCACCAUCAAGGAAAGAGCAGAAAGACACCAGCAGUGAAAUCCACACAAACUAUUACACCAACGAUCAGCUAUAUGGCAACAUGGAGGCUGAAGAGGAUGGCGACCCAUACGAGUGUGUUGGUGGAGAUGAUGCAGUCUAUGCUAAUAUGUGAACACAACAGGAAGCAUGUGGAAGUCAGCUGGCCCAGAGGCAGUGGUACUCAGUCUGUCAAAGUUUCCAGUAAAAUAUUAACAUUUUAAGUCGAUGUAGCAGAACAGCUGACUGCUUAUAUUUGUUAGCUUUAUGUAGCUCCAUGGUUCUAAAGGCUAAAGAAAAUGGCACAAUCUUAUUUGGGUUAUGGGUUUGUGUUAUGGCUUUUACAAGUUUUUUAAAUUUUAUUAUCUAUGGCUUAGGUGAUUCAGGCUCUUUGGUAUCACAUACACUUAUGUUAGUCUCAUUAAGACUGCCGAACUGUGUACAAGCUGGACUGUUAAUUACAGAACACCACCUAACACAUUAACUGGCAUGACAUUCCGUCUCAUGGGAGGCCAUAAAGCUUCUAAAAGUCUUCUAAUAGGCGGCCACCUCUACAAUGUAUUCAGUCAAACUGCAUGUUUUAUUGUACACAAACCAAAAGCAUACCAAAGGCACUAACAAGCAUUUAAAUGCGUUUAAAUUACUACAAAUAUGUCAAAAUUCAUCUCCCUCCAUGCACCCCCUGUGACUUCUAGAAAGAUUUGAACCCAGUAACCCCAAAAAAUACUCAGUUUUCACCAUCACUGUAAAGCCCUAGUCAUUUUGUUGCUUUUGAUGAAGUUAUUUCUGAAGAUUAUUAUUUAUUUUAUGUGAAAAGUGAUUCCUUUGUCUGUUACGUGAUCUGAACUCUCAUUUUAAUAUAGUGGAACUAUUCCUUUUUAAACUGUAGUGUAAAAUCAGGCGAGCUGGUUAUACUCUUUUGGCCAUUUUCUGGUGUUUUGUGGUGAAAAACGGAGCCGGUCUAGCAUAAUACGGCAACCCUGUUACCCAUAGAUAGACAGGCUACAAAUGUUUAACAAUUUUAAGUUAUUUGAAAAUCUUGCAUUCAACUGACCCUCCCUGUUGCACACAACAAGCUUCCAUUCUUCUUGUCACAAGGGUACAUGGCUGAUUUAACUAGUAAUUACCAGUUGGAGGGACGUUCAAGUGGAUUUCUCCUAACCAUCCACUGUAGAGCUGCACAAUACCACUCAUUUGAAGAACAGGCUACUGUGGCUAUUUGAUCAUAAUGUAGGCCUACCAAAGUGAUUUACCAUCAAAAACAUUGGAGAAAAUGCAACCCAUUACAUUUUAACAUGGAAAUAGCUGUUCUAUCAUUCAGCCUACAGUAGCGUCCAAUGUGCGGUGUUCAAUGUAGGCCUACAUUCCAUGAGAUGUAAAACUUUUUUUUUUUUAAACAUGCAGGGCUUGAUAGUAACCUGUUAAUCCACUUGUCAUUCAGAGAAGGAGGUGACUGAAAAUGUUGUGGUGUUUGAUGCAAGAAACAUCUUUACAAAAUAAAAUGCAUUAUUAUUCCCAUACCGUUA
Oncorhynchus keta (chum salmon) is the source of this 3115-nucleotide messenger RNA. RefSeq names its product Schwann cell myelin protein-like. NCBI's taxonomy places the organism in Eukaryota, Metazoa, Chordata, Actinopteri, Salmoniformes, Salmonidae. The transcript has 11 exons. Bases 121 to 1725 code for a protein of 534 amino acids. The record is from RefSeq and is a predicted model, not a curated record.